Neohortaea acidophila is the source of this 384-nucleotide messenger RNA. RefSeq lists its product as uncharacterized. Bases 1 to 384 code for a protein of 127 amino acids. The record is from RefSeq and is a predicted model, not a curated record. NCBI's taxonomy places the organism in Eukaryota, Fungi, Ascomycota, Dothideomycetes, Mycosphaerellales, Teratosphaeriaceae. The transcript has 4 exons.
AUGGCGUUCAUCUUCACGUGUGGAACGCAUACCUUCCAAUCCCUCCUCAAAGGCGCCGAACACAUCACGGCCCAAUGUCAGAAUUGCGGAAAUUGGUCGGGCAAGGUCAUCAAGAAGUGGGAGUGGUUUACGUUCUGCUUCAUCCCUCUGAUUCCCUUUAGCCUCAAACCGUGGCACGCCGUGAGCUGUCACAUAUGCCGAUUCUCGCAAGACAUCAAGUACCGGCCGGAUGUACAGCAGCAGAUAGACGCGGGAGGAGCCGGAGGAGGAGGGCCGCAGAACAUACCACUGGAACAGAACCAUCAAGGACAAGGUCCACCGCAAGGGUGGAACGCGCCGCCGCCGCAGCAGGGAUAUAAACCGCCCCAAGGCCAGUACGUGUAG